AUGUCUCCUACUGAAAAGACUGGUGGUGCUGAGAUUAGGCCUUUUCAUUAUCAGGAUUUAAGUAAUUGUGUUCAAAAUGCUCACCUUAUGGAUUUAUCUUAUUCUGGAUGUUUCUAUACUUGGUUCAAUAAACAAGAUGGGACAAGAAUUGGCUCAAAAAUUGAUAGAAUAAUGGUCAAUAUGGAGUGGAUUGAUCAAUUUGUGGACUCUAAAGCUGAUUUUCUUCCUCAUGGUAUCUCUGAUCACUCCCCUGGAGUUGCUUCUAUUUUUGAGAAGAGGAAGCAUGGUCCACCUCCUUUCAGAUUCUUUAAUUUUAUGACUGAAGAGCCUGAUUUCUUGGAUCUGGUUAGGAAGGUUUGGACUAAUAAGGUUAGGGGUAAUCCUCUGUUUGUCUUUAUGACUAAACUUAGAAUGGUUAAGGCUGCUAUUAUUGAAUGGAAGAGACUGAAAUUUAAAAAUAUCUUUGAACAAGUUAUGGAGGCCAAGACUGAGAUGAUAAAUGUUCAACAACAAGUGAAAGCUUCUCCACUUUGUCCCAUUUUGGUUAGGAAGGAGAAAGUUGUGGUUCAACAUUAUGCCAAGGUUGCAAGAUAUGAAGAGUCUAUGAAGAAGCAGAGAUCUAGAGUACAAUGGCUUGAUUUGGAUGAUUCAAAUACUCAUUUCUUCGACAAUUCUUUAAAAGAAAGGAGAUCAAGGAACAAUAUUCUUAGUCUCACUUCAAGGGAAGGCAAUGUUUUGGUGGAUGAUAAGGAGAUAGCUCUGGAAUGUAUCUCUUUUUUGUCUGAUCUCUAUGAUGAGAAAGGAGCUGUGAAUACUAAGGUUGAGGAUGAAAUUGUUGCUGCUCUUUCUUCCAUAGGAUCCAGUAAAGCUCCUGGUCCAGAUGGUUUCUCAAGUCACUUUUUUAAAGUUUGUUGGACUAUUAUUCGUGAUGAUUUUGUGGCUGCAAUACAAAAUGUUUUUAAAAGCUCAAUAAUCCUAAAUGAAGUGAAUAGUACCUUCAUUACUUUAGUAGCCAAAAAAGAAAAUCCCUCUGGGAUUGUGGAUUAUAGACCAAUAGCUUGUUGUGGGGUGGUUUAUAAAUGUAUCACAAAGAUCUUAUCUCUUAGAAUGAAGAUGUUAUUGAAGCACUUGAUCCAUCCUUGCCAAUCUGCAUUCAUUGCAGGGAGGUCUAUUCAAGACAAUAUAAUGGUUUCUCAUGAGAUUGUCAGAAACUACCAUAGAUCCUCUGGUAGCCCAAGAUGCACCAUGAAAAAUGACUUAAAAAAAGCUUAUGACACUGUAAGUUGGAAGGAUGUUAGUAGUACUAUGAGAAAAAUGGGGUUUCCUGAUAUUUUCAUAGAUGAUGUUCUAGUUUUCUCCAAAGGUACUAGUCAAGUUGUUACUAGUCUCAAGAGAGGUAUUGAGAUUUUUGGUGACUGUUUUGGCCUUCAAAUGAAUCACCAGAAGACUUCUUUAUUUGCUUCAGCUAUUGGAGAUGGGACUCUACAUGAUAUUCUCUCUAUUAUGGAUUUCCAAGAAGAAAAACUCCCUGUGAGAUUAACAUUGAUCAAACAUGUCCUAUCUGGCAUGGUCUUUUUCUGGCUUUCUUGUUUUAUCCUUCCUAAAAGAUUGAUAAAAGAUAUUACUAGCAUAUUUAAGAUAUUCCUUUGGGAUGGUUGUGAAAUGGGGAAAAAACAUUGCCCCAUUAGCUGGACAACUAUUUGUCUACCUUAUAAUGAAGGAGGUCUGGGGGUCAGAGAUGUCGAGUAUAACAAUAUUUCUGCAAAUUUAAGACAUCUCUGGUACCUGAUUUCUAAUAAAGAUUCUAUUUGGACUGAUUGGGUCAAGCAAAACCUCAUUAAAGGUAAAGACAUCUGGUCCUUGGAUAUUCCCCAAGAUGCUUCAUGGUGUUGGAGAAGAAUUUUGGAUCAAAGAAAAAUUGCCAAAGAUAUGGUUUUCACCAUUCUAGGAGAUGGAGCUGAUACUAGUUUCCUUCAUGCCCCAACUGGUUAUGAUGUCAUGAUAAACACUGAUGGAUCAAUGACUGACAAUGGAGCUGGAUUUGGAGCUAUUAUUAAAGACUCUUUAGGAGAUCAGUUGAUUGCUGCUACAGGUGGUAGUCAUCCUAUCUCAGUCAGUGCUCAUGAGAUGCAAGGAGUUGAGCUUGGUUUAAAAAUUGCUCUUAAGAUUGAAGCUCAACGUAUUCACCUGUGCAUAGACUCUAUGUCUACUUGUCUACUUCUGAAAAAUCAUGAUCCCAAGCCCCCCUGGGAUACUAUUCAGAUAUGGAGAAGAGUCAAGAUGCUGCUUAGUAAAUUUGCUUCUGUCAAGAUUAGCCAUUGUUAUAAGGAGAGCAACAGGGUUGCUCAUCACCUUGCUGGGUUAUAUCCCAGCUCAAAUUAUGUGAAGAUAUCUGUUGCUGAGUUUACUUUAGAUUUCAAAGAAAUCCUUGCUGCUGAUAAAGUUGGGAAAUUUUUUAUUAGACACCGGGCCUGUUUUGUUUUUCUAGUUUCUUAG
Messenger RNA from Papaver somniferum (opium poppy), 2496 nucleotides. RefSeq lists its product as uncharacterized. Lineage: Eukaryota; Viridiplantae; Streptophyta; Magnoliopsida; Ranunculales; Papaveraceae. Gene Ontology annotation, molecular function: RNA-DNA hybrid ribonuclease activity; nucleic acid binding. Bases 1 to 2496 code for a protein of 831 amino acids. The transcript is spliced from 5 exons. The record is from RefSeq and is a predicted model, not a curated record.